Messenger RNA from Saprolegnia parasitica CBS 223.65, 1632 nucleotides. RefSeq lists its product as hypothetical. NCBI's taxonomy places the organism in Eukaryota, Oomycota, Saprolegniomycetes, Saprolegniales, Saprolegniaceae. Gene Ontology annotation, biological process: protein deubiquitination; mRNA processing; spliceosomal complex assembly. The coding region runs from base 18 to 1550 and encodes 510 amino acids. The transcript is spliced from 5 exons. The record is from RefSeq and is a predicted model, not a curated record. Gene Ontology annotation, molecular function: zinc ion binding; cysteine-type deubiquitinase activity.
GCGACCACAGCUGCAGCAUGAGCAAGCGCAAGGAGCCCGAGCCCGACGACGAGACGCCGGCGACGAGCAUGAACAAGCGGAAGCGCUGCCCAUACUUAGACACGGUCAAGCCGCAGCUGCUGGACUUUGACUUUGAGAAGGUCUGCUCGGUCUCGCUCUCGGCGCAGAACGCGUACGCGUGCUUGGUGUGUGGCAAGUACUUCCAGGGCCGUGGCCCCAAGACGCACGCCUACAUGCAUGCGCUGCAGAGCUUCCACCACGUCUUCAUCAACCUCUCGACCGACAAGAUCUACUGCCUGCCCGACAACUACGAGGUCAACGACCUCUCGCUCUUGCCGAUCCAGCACGCGCUGCGCCCAACGUUCACGACGGAGCAGAUCGCGCACAUGGAUGCGAACCGGAAGCUCGCCCAAGACAGCUUUGGCGUCUCGUACCUCCCGGGCUUUAUCGGCCUCAACAACCUCAAGAAGACCGACUACGUCUCGGUCGUGCUGCAUGCGCUCGCGCACGUCCCGCCGCUCCGCGACUACUUUCUCGAGCCCGCCAACUACAUGGCGGCCGUCGCCAAGACCAAAUCGAGCCUCGUCGUGCGCUUUGGCGAGAUGAUGCGCAAGAUGUGGAGUCCCCAUAACAUCAAAAACACGAUCAGUCCGCAUGAGAUUGUCCAAGAAAUCUCGGUCGCGAGCAAGAAGCGCUUCCACAUUGGUGAGCAAAAGGACGCGCUCGAGUUCCUCUCGUGGUUCCUCAACGAGCUCCAUCGCGGCGUCGGUGGCACGCGAAAGCAAGGCAGCAGCAUCAUCCACGACGUCUUCCAGGGCACGGUGCAGGUCAAGACGCUCUCGGACGGCGCCGCUGCCGGCGUCACCAAGGCCACGACGCCCUUCCUGUUUCUCUCGUUGGAUUUGCCGCCGACGCCGCUCUUCAAGGACUCGCAGGGCGGCAAUGUCAUUCCCCAAGUGCCCCUCUUUACGGUCUUGGAAAAGUUCAACGGCGAAAAGAUCACGCACGUGUUUCAAGGCGCGGUCCGGCAGCAAAAGCAGUAUACGCUCGAGACGCUGCCCCAGUACCUCAUCUUCCACAUCCACCGGUUCACGAAAAACAACUUUUUCACCGAGAAGAACCCGACGAUCGUGAACUUUCCCGUGAAGAACCUCGAAAUGAGCGACCACGUCGAGCUCGGCAUGUCGAGCGACGCGAUCGCAGCCAUGUCGAUCGGCGAGCUCAAGGCGCUCCUCGCGUCGCUCGGUGGCUCGAGCGCCGGCAUCCUCGAGCGCCAGCACUUGGUCACGAGCGUCCUCUCCAAGCUGCCGUCGACCAAGUACAACCUUGUCGCGAACGUGUGCCACGACAGCCCGCCGACCAUUGGCCAAGCGACGACCGCCGUCAACAUGGAUCCGCUCGCCGACGGCUCGUACCGCGUGCACGUGCAGAACCGGGCGACCGACCAGUGGUACGAGCUCCAGGACCUCCACGUGCAGGAAACGAUGCCGCAGCUCAUUGGCAUCUCCGAGUCGUACUUGCUCAUUUACGAGCGCCAAGCGGCCAACUAGGCGCGCAAGCGAAGGCAGCGGUAGGCUGUCUGUAUAGGUUGGCAAUAAGAACUAAUGAACAAGCGUGCACGCCAUUUGCCGC